AAAAGAAAAAAGUGUUAAAUUACGAACCUUCAAUAAUUAUAUUUUACCAUGGUGUAGAAAUACGCGGUGAUAAUCAAUCAACGCUAAAAAUUAGCAAAUCUGUAUACCCUUGUGAGCAAACCGAGCAAACUGAGCAAACUGUGAACAAGUGUUGAAGUCGAAGAUGUGGUAUCUGUGGAAAACUGGAGAGGCGUGAAGAGCUUGUCUUUCUAAUAUUUCAUGUUGUCACACGUUCUAUGUAAAAAUGGCAUGACUAACCAAGUGGACGUCUGACCCACGAUGGGAAUCGGGCAGAACCUGCGCAGUUUUGCGCAUGGGCACCCGCCGCUGCUUGUGUUCAUGACAUGUUUGACAGCCUUAGGUGUCACAAUGGUUGCAUUGGCGCACAUCAUCGGAAACACGAACCUCCCAAAUCCCGAUAUUGACAUGGACUGGAAUGUGUUCUUGACACGACUCUCUGAACUGCACUUCUGUGUUGGACCACGGAGCGAUGCCACCAGCUUCGAUGUGGUGCAACCUGUUGCAAAGCAGAACACGUCGUCUGCUCCUGGCAACUCCACCAGCGGUGUGCCGGGUGUCAAAGCUGUGGACAGAGCAAAGAGCUUAUACGCGCUGCUGCCCGACAUUGGUGCAGAGUCCCUGGAGGACGGUCCCAAUGUAACUGUUGCGGUGUCGGUGCUAGCAACAUUUUUCGCUGAAGCGGUGUCUUCACCUGUUCUGUGGCACGGAAAAGUGCGCGGAUACAUGCUCGGAAUACCUGGCAAGCGCAGCAAAGAAGAGCUGCAUUUGAGUAUGUUACUGUGGCCUCGUAACAGCAACAAGGCUCCUUGCCAGGGAAAGAACUGCAAGGUGAUGGUGGACCUGUGCCUUUUCUUGAAAGGACCUUCGUAUCUUCUACCUAAAACUAGACGUCCCCCACAGUGCAUCCUGCACGCGGUGCCACCCAGCACCAAUCAACGCGUCUUUCUCCAACGCUCAGCUGCCGACACAGGUGGGAAAGUCAACUGUACUGGUGGCAGGUGGACGCAGUUCUUCUACAAGACCGAUCCCACACUUACUGUGAUGCUAUCUUCUGAUGAUCGAGCAUUAGUCAACCUUCACUUGAUCAACACUAGUUAUUUCCUCUUCUUUAUGGUGAUGGUACUUGCCUGCUAUGCAGUUGUUUGGGGAAGAGUCAGAAAGACCAAAGGAGACAAGCACAUAAUCUGAUCUUGCUGGAUGCAUAACAAGAACGAACCUCCACCAAAUGCAAUAUGUGCCCAGUUAUUGCUUCGCAUACACCAAACAGGUGUCAUGUCACUACAUGCUGGGCACACAACAUUCCCAGGUUAUUCAAGCAGACAGCAGCGUGGCACUGUAUGCCUCGACUGUAAAUACGACACUGUGAUUGACAUUGAAUGUACAAGGGUGGCCAUAAUCUUUCCCUGGUUUGUAAAACAUCAGUCUUUAAAUUACGUUGUAUAAGUCUUGCAGUUUCGGAAAGUCUGUGCAAAACUGUUUUCGGCAUUCGUUUUUCUUAGUUCCGUAGGACCGGCACAUUUUCCAUGUACAGUGCCGUACAUAUACUUACAAAAUUGCCAUAAUGUUAUGCCUACUACAUUACUACAUGAUGCGACACCGAGCGUCAGCAUAGCGGCACUGUCUGGUCAAUCCCCAUAAUGGAUAAAGAAAGAAGGAAGGGUACAACUUCGUUUUGAUUGUGGUAAUUUGGUAGAAAAAAGGACAAUGCCGGAAAGAGCUUUUGUAUUUCCUUUUAGUGGAAGUGUACAGUAAAGAAUACUUUGUACGUAUAAGAGGAGCUCCUGAGAUGUGUACAGCAAGUUUUUUGUUUGUUUGUUUGUUUGUUUUUACUUAUAAGUUUGUGGCUCCUUUGGCACUUCUUGCCUCCUCAAAACUGGUGCUAUGUUUGAGGAAACAUUGUCUCUUGUGGAUGCUCUUCCUGCAGAAACAGCAGAAGGGUGAACCUAACCAACGGAUGCUAACCAAGAUUAAGACUGGCAUACAAACAGUCUAACGAGCAACACAUAGCCUUCAUUACUUGAGAAUAUUCGAAGAUUUAAAUGAGGCAGACAUCAGCAAAGCCAGGCAGCAGCAGAACACAAAAAAAGAACACGUCUCGGUUGCUGGUGGAGUGCGCUCACCAUUACGGCAUGCUUACGUACGACUUCCCGGCAACAUGCCAAGGGGCCUUUUUUUGGGCAGUUAGGCAUUCACCCCAUCCACACUCUCUGUACAUUCUCUGCACACUCUCUUCUGCAUAUUCAUCUCCUUUAUGCCCUUUCCUGUUUUCCCAAACAUACAUGCGUGCUGUCUCGCUUUUUUGAGGUCUGCCUUUUCAAUCCUACCAGAAGUAUUGACUUUGGGAUGAACUCGAGGAGCUCAGUUUGCUCGCGUGUCACUUUAUUCGGAUUUGUGGCACCUCUUAUAACUGCCAAAGAAUGGUGAUUGUCCAGAGCUUUUCUGACGAGUCUCAAGCCAGGAACUGUGUGUGUGUCCAGGGAUUUAUGAACUGUACUGAAUUUGUAUAUUGUACAUGAAUAAAACACAGCGAGACUGUAUUGUAAAAUAAAGAGCGCUUCUGAAGCAUG
This is a messenger RNA of Ornithodoros turicata, 2588 nucleotides long. RefSeq names its product transmembrane protein 248-like. The transcript is spliced from 8 exons. NCBI's taxonomy places the organism in Eukaryota, Metazoa, Arthropoda, Arachnida, Ixodida, Argasidae. The coding region runs from base 280 to 1209 and encodes 309 amino acids. The record is from RefSeq and is a predicted model, not a curated record.